ACACUGAUCAUAAUCCCAUAAUCCUCUGCUCUUCCUCCGCUAAUCAAACACUCGGAUCUGUGAAGGAUCACACCUGCUUCCACUAUCUCCUCCUCCUACUGUUCCUCCUCCACUGAAAGAAAGAAAACGGUCACCUUCACAUGAACCUCAACAUUUCUGCACCCUGUAUGUCUUCUCCUAUGCCAUGCAGCUGUCUUCCAAAAUGGGUGACAAUGCUUUUUGAAGCCUCAGUGAUGAUGGAUAAAACCAUAUUUGGAAAGAAGAUUUAACAUGAAAAACGACAGUUGCGUUUUUUAAAUUACACCAAACACAAAGUGUCAUGAAAGAUAAACAUAAACCACAAAAUAAAUGCAUCUGAUGUUCUUCAUGUUUUUGCCUACAUGACACGUCCUUUACACACGUCUUAAUUUUUCAUAAAAAUAUUAGUGAAAAUAUGAAUCACCCACACCUACUUACACUGGUGAAAUGCUGUGUCCUGUCUUCUCUGUACGUCAACCAACAUACCUCCUGACAUCAUCACAUGGCGGCUGGAGAAGAAGGCUAAAAGGGAUUCAUCCACUUUUGGAAGCGGCGCCAAACGUACAUAACGGCUGUUAGUUCUUAUGUGUUAAAGUUACCUUCUACUACCUAACUUCCCGUAACAUUGUUACCCAGCCGGGUGGAGCGGAGGUUUUGGGUUCAGUGGCGUGUUGUACAAUAUUUUUGGUGACGUAAAUAGUUUGGCUUUAACCCUGUCCUCUCAUCACCCAAUAAGAAGGUUGAGAGUUGGAAUCUCACAUGGGCUGAGAGUGGAAGGAUUUUCUCCGUGUGCUCUGCAACCGCCGCACACGUUUGCUUGAAAUUUAGUCGUGUGUUCAUAUCUUUUGUAGCUAUUGUCGUCCCGACAAGUGGGUUUGGGGUAAAUAUGGGAUCCUCCAUCUCCUGAGUGCAUCCCUGCUUUUAUUUUACUCCCAACACAUCCUUUCCUUCACUGUUUUUUUUUCAUUUUCUCAUUUUGCCUCUCAUGUUUUCUGCCCUUUGCCUGUUAUUUGGCUGCACAGCGCUCACAUUCCAUCUCUCUCCUCUAAGUUGGCUGUCAUUUUUUCCAUUAGAGCCGUCAGGGCACACAAUAGCUAAUAAACUGGUCAUGGAAUCACACCUGAGCUCUCUUGUUUUUUCCCCUUAAAUUCACAUUCUCCUGCUGUUUUGUUGUUUUUAGGAAGAAUCGCUCUGCUUUUGCUUUUGAAAGCACAGCCGUGGCUUUGUUGUCUAAUGUUUUCUUUGGCAUGUAUUUUUACUGUUCACUUCAUUAAGCAUGGUUUGGAUUUGAAGACUGCUACAUGGUUUUAUACACUUCUGCAGAUCGCUUUCAAAGGGACAGUGACUCGACAUCAUCCGUAUGAUUCUUCUGGGUAGCUUUGCUUCUUAUUUUGAUUCCCACCAAGGCGUCUUGCUCUUCAAUUACAUGCAUCACAGGACUGCAGGGAGUAGAAGAUGAAAGAUUCCACACGCAGCUUUACAUUGCAAGAAAGGGACUUUUGGAUGUUGGGAGGAGCUCACUUGAACCCUCAUCUUCCCUGAGCGACAGAUCCAACGUGUGACUUGUCAACAUGUCCUUGAAGCAGCCUCAUGUCUGCACUACAGGUGGAUAUUGUUCCGAGGUUGACAUGGCCACAGUCUGGACAAACUGGACGGCAAAUUCAAUGUCUGAGGCCGACUCCCUCUGGACACUCAGUGAGCAUCACUUUCACUCCGGAUUUGGAUCAACGACCUUAAAAAAUAAGAUGAACUGCUGCUCCGCGGUCACCUGAAGUGAUGGAAGAGGCUGGUCUUGCCCAGAGUCGGCAGGAGCGUCAUGGCUAAGCGAAAAGAAGGUGCAGAGACGGACGCUCAUGCAAAGAAGCUGAAACAAGUGAAGAAGAGUGGCAGAGGAAAGAAGAGCAAAGAUGACGAUAACAACAGAGAGAAAGAGGAGACGCUGAAAAGGAUGGUGGCUCGGAAGCAAUGUGCGUCCUCGAACAGAGGAGCCAGGGUCCGGGCUUCUGCCACCGAUGUCAAAGCCAGCAAAUACUUCCACUCGCCAACAAAGAACACGACUUUGGACAGUGCCGACGAUUUUGACAUGACCUCAGAACCUGUUACAGUGGCAGACAAGGAGCCGAAGAAUGAAGAUGUGGAGGAUGACAGUGAUGAAGAUGACUGGGAGGAAGUUGAAGAGUUGGCAGGACCGCUUGCUCCAGUCGAACCUCCAGAUGUAGCCCUGCCGUCUCAACCUGUGGAAAUAGAGAUUGAGACGCCAGAGGUCAGGAAAAGACGGAAGCGACAGGCGGAGUUUGAGACAUACAUGAAGCGAAUGAUUAACCGUUUCCAAAAGGAUCUGCUGGUGGAGACACACAAGGUCCAUCUCAUGUGCCUGAUCGCCAACGGAAUGUUCCGUAACAAAGUGUGCAAUGAGCCCGACUUGUUGGCCAUCACUCUGUCGCUGCUGCCCACCCGCUACAGCUCGGUUGCUAAGGAACGUAUUGACCAAAACUUCCUCUCUGGUCUGGUCAAAUGGUUCAGGACAACAUUCACAUUGAACCCUGAUCUUUCCUGCGAGGAUGGUCAUGAUCCUCGAGCUCUGCUGGAGAGGAGACUGGCCAGCCUUUCAGCGAGAAACCACAGUGAGAUGACUCAUUUGUUCCUGCUGGUCCUGAGGUCUCUGCAGCUUUUCUGCCGCUUGGUUUUGUCUUUACAGCCUGUUCCUUUCAAACCACCAUCAGCCAAGGGGAAAGCAGCUAAAACCUUUGCCAACGCCUCUGAAAAGACUUCAAAAAGCCAGGAGGGAUCUAAGAACGCCUCCAAAGAGCCGAUGGUUUCUCCCGGCUCUAAGAGGCAGUCAGGGGGAGCAAAGUCUUCUGGAGGAAGAGGAGGAAAGAGAGUGAAGAAGCAGGACGUGAGUGAUGAGGAAGAGGAGACGGUCGUGACGUCUGCAGGCCAGAAGCCCAAGAAUUCCAAGCGCCGCAGCGUGGCCUCAAAGGUCACCUACAAAGAAGAGAGUGACAGUGACAAAGAUGAAAGCGAUGAUGAAGAGUUCCAGGUAGCCAGCGAGGAAGAGAGCGAUGACUCUGAGAAAGAGGCCAAGCCUUCAAAAAAGCCUAAAGGGAAAAGUGACUCCUCCAAGAGUACUGCCGUACAGAAGAGGAAGAGUGAUGGAAUGACAAAACAAGUAAAAGAGGAGAAGGAUGAAGGUGCUAUGGAUAACGUGACAAGACGACGCAGUGGGAAGAAGAAGGAAGGGCCGGGUGACGACCAGUGGUUGGAGGUGUUUCUGGAGAAAACCUCCUCGUGGGUUUGUGUGGAUGUCGAGCAGGGAGUCGGGUCUCCGCACCUGUGCGCGCAGAACGCCACCUUCCCAGUGACGUACGUGGUGUCGGUGGACGGAGACGGGUUUUUGAAGGACCUGGGGAGGAAGUACGACCCCACCUGGAUGACAUCAUCCAGGAAGAGACGCGUGGACGAAGAGUGGUGGGAAGAGACGCUGGAGCCGUUCCUGAGGACGGAUGAUGAGAGGGACAGGAAGGAGGACAAAGAGCUGCAGAACAGGCUGCUGAACAAGCCGUUGCCCAUCUCAGUGGGCGAGUACAAGAAUCACCCGCUCUACGCCUUAAAGAGACACCUGCUGAAGUAUGAAGCCAUCUAUCCCUCCACUGCAACUGUUCUGGGCUACUGCAGAGGAGAAGCCGUCUACUCCAGGGAUUGUGUGCAUACUCUGCAUUCCAGAGAUACUUGGUUGAAAGAAGCUCGAACUGUGAGACUCGGUGAAGAACCCUACAAGAUGGUGAGGGGCUUCUCCAACCGCUCGCGUAAGGCCAGGAUGGUUUCAGAGACCAAAGAUGAGAAGGAUCUGGCUCUGUUUGGGGAGUGGCAGACGGAGGAGUAUCAGCCUCCGUUGGCGGUGGAUGGAAAGGUUCCUCGUAACGACUACGGAAACGUUUACCUCUUUAAAGAGUGCAUGUUGCCGGUGGGCUGUGUCCAUCUGAGACUGACAAAUCUGAAUCGGAUCGCCAGGAAGUUGAACCUAGACGCCGCACCUGCAGUCACAGGCUUCGACUUCCACGGAGGCUACUCGCAUGCCGUAACUGACGGCUACAUCGUGUGUGAGGAGCAUGAGGAGAUUCUCCGAGCUGCCUGGGUGGAAGAGCAAGAGCUUCAAAAACAGAGGGAGAAAGAGAAAAGAGAGAAGCGUGUGAUCUCCAACUGGACCCUGCUGGUGAAGGGGCUCCUGAUCAAAGAGCGGCUGAAGCAGCGAUAUGGUAAAAAGAAGCCAGACUCUGGGAUCCUGGCUCACAGCAAAGAGGACGGAGGGUUUUCCUCAGACGAGGAGGCGACGGAGGACAUGAGUGCUGGAGCUAAAAGCGCAACUGAGACUCUGGCCAUGUCCUGGCCUCGAAACAGACAAGCUGAGGAGGACUGCGCUAUCAAGAAAAACACACGAGGGAGGAAAGGCCAGGACAAGCAUCUGUUUCCAUUUGAGAAAGUGUGACCUUGUCGAUCAUCAUGUCAGGGACAAUUGCGUGGAAGGGUCUUCUGCAUGAAUCACUGUGGGAUUAAAUCAAUCAUGAGAGAAGAAGGAGUUGUAUACUGGAGGAAGAUUAGAUUAUCAAUCUCACCUCUAGAUGUGAAGCAACGCGCAUAAAAAGAUUGACCUCAUUCACUUAAAUGAGCAGCACUGGUUUCCGGUGGUGAAAGGAUGAACACUUGGAUACAUUAAACAAGCCUUUUUAUAUGUCGAUGGUGUCUAUGGGUUUCUAAUAAAUCAAUUUCUGUCUUUGCA
Synchiropus splendidus (mandarinfish) is the source of this 4795-nucleotide messenger RNA. RefSeq names its product xeroderma pigmentosum, complementation group C (gene xpc). The record is from RefSeq and is a predicted model, not a curated record. The transcript is spliced from 18 exons. Gene Ontology annotation, cellular component: cytoplasm; nucleotide-excision repair factor 2 complex; XPC complex. Bases 1835 to 4504 code for a protein of 889 amino acids. Lineage: Eukaryota; Metazoa; Chordata; Actinopteri; Syngnathiformes; Callionymidae. Gene Ontology annotation, molecular function: single-stranded DNA binding; damaged DNA binding. Gene Ontology annotation, biological process: mismatch repair; nucleotide-excision repair.